Rhizophagus irregularis DAOM 181602=DAOM 197198 is the source of this 675-nucleotide messenger RNA. NCBI's taxonomy places the organism in Eukaryota, Fungi, Glomeromycota, Glomeromycetes, Glomerales, Glomeraceae. The record is from RefSeq and is a predicted model, not a curated record.
AUGAAUAAUAUGGAUAACAAUUUAUGUUAUGACAGACAAUUAUUUACCAUGUAUUAUUCUCAACCUGUUUCAACUCACUCUUUCGAUAUAACAACUAACGAAUCACUUGAUUUUGCUUCUCAUAAUGUAACAAAUCCUGUUGUUAUGCAAUAUCAAGAAACAUUGCCAGUUAUAAGUUAUUUAAAAUUUUAUCAUUUUUAUGUUAAUUCCUUUUAUCUCAUAACUUGUAAAAUUAUUUUACAAAAUGAUUCUUCUUUUGACAAUUAUGACCGGUAUAGUCACGAGUUCUUUUAUCAACAUCCAAACGAUCCUUCUACAAAAUAUCAUGUUACUUGCAAAUUACUUCCAAACUCUUUAAUUGAAAAUGUUUUGAAUAAUGAAAUUUGUGAAAUGAAUUUUGAUAUCGAAUUAUUAUCAUUAAAUCAAAAGUUCGAUCUUGAACAAAGCCUGAAACAAAAACUUUUCAAUCGAAUGCACUGUAAUAGAAAUACAAAUUCGUUUUGUAAUGACGUUGUGAAUCAUGAAAAGAUAACACAAACCGUUUCAAUGGAAGACAUUCAAAAUUAUAAUGAUAGUUAUUUUCCAAGCAAUGAUCAUACUCACCAAGAUACAAAUGGGUUGAAAGAUAAUGUCAUUCGUACACAACAAGACGAUUUCAAUACUUUUGAUAAAUAG